UUUUUUUUUUUUUGAGUUGUCAGUGCCCGGCAGCUUCCCAGAAUUGCGCGGCGUCUUGCCCGGCGUCUGAGCGUAAACACAGCCCAAACGGGUGAAAGCGGCGCCAUCUGGACAUCGUUUGCAACGCGUACCGUCCCUGCAGCGCUUGCGGCGGCCCUGAAGAGCUAGCACCAACAAAGAUGCCUGCCCUGGAGAAGCUGCUGCCCCUGCUGGCGCUGCUGCCGCAUGCGGCGGCCACCAGCAUGAAGAUCGACUACCUGCGCCUCACGAACGUGCGCACCGACCCAAUUACUGAUCCCGACGGACUUUCGCCGCACGUCCACAGCUUCUACGGAGCGACCGAGGCCGCGCCGGGCACGACCUACGAGACUCUGCGGAACGCGGCGGGGAACACGGGCAACGUCGAGGAGAACAAGAGUCUGUAUUGGCACCCGACGAUCUACCGGUACGUCGACGGACAGUACGAGAUCCAGGACACGUCCUACUUCAGCACGUACUACAUCUGGCCGACGGGCGCCACGACGGCCUUCCCCGACGGCCUCAAGAUGAUCGGCGGCGGCGCCGGUUACGAGGCGGCGCGGCAGGAGGCCGACUGCUCGAACCCGGGGCCCUGCCCCGACGGCGUCUGCGACCGGUGGAACGACUUCUUCCCGGCGACGAGCUGCGACGAGCUCGAGCUCUCGAUGCUCAUGCCAUCGUGUUGGGACGGCGUCAAUUUGGACAGCUCCGACCACCGCUCGCACAUGGCGUACACCAAGAACAGCGAGGCCGACGGAGAGUGUCCCGGCACGCACCCGGUGCGGCUGCCGCAGAUCGCCGUCUUCACGCGCAUCGCGCCCUACCAUGGCGGCAUUCAUCUUUUUAGCGAUGGCACCGGCUACUUCCACGCCGACUAUUUUAGUGGGUGGGAGGCCGCACAACUCCAGAAGGUGCUCGACGAGUGCGAGAACGACUCCAUGCAGUCGGCGCCGGACGCCUGGUGCGAGGACCACGUGACCUUUCGCGACGCGCCGAAGUCUGAGGACGUCGAGGACGAGGAGCUCCGCGAAAAGCUCGUCCCGUUCCAGCCGGCGCCCUUCGACGCCACGCGGAUCCUCAGCGAGGCCGUUGACGGCGUCGCGGACCUGCCCGGGGGGCUCCAGCCCGUCAUCGACCCGACCGCCUCGACGGCGACCAAUACUGAAGAGCACUGCUUCGCCGAUGCCACGAACACGUUCCACGUCUGGGUGGAUCCCUACGCGUCGGAGCUCGGCAGCUGGAAAUUCCUCGAGUGCGGCGACACGCCGAUGCCCAUCCUCGCUGUCGAGAAGGGCGUGACCUACACCUUUGAGCAGUUCGACGCGUCGGUUCCCGCGCGGAAAACUUCAGCCUGGGCGCGUGGCCGUACGCCGUCGCCGCGACCGCGAUCGGUCGAACACGCAGGUCGAACUGGUACCACCCCCUGGCGUUCGGCACGGAGCCCGACGACGACGAGGACGACCUGGCCACGUACUACCUGAACGGUAAUCAAAUAGACGAGGACGCCUACGAGGACGCGUUCGUCGUCGCGCGGGAGGCGUGGCUGGACGCGUCGGGCCAGAGCCAGGACGAGGACGAGGGUGAAGGCGGUGACGAGGGUGAGGACGAGGCGGAGGAAGCUGAUGAGGAGGAAGCUGACGAGGAAGAAGGCGACGAGGAGGAGGAUGCCGGCGAAGGCGGCGACGAGGACGCCGACGCCGACGAGGACCGCCGCACACUGCAGGCGGCCGCGGGCUACUCGGUGACGCUCACAGUCACCGACGAGGUUGGCGACGAGGGCGAGGACGCCGACGAAGACAGGAGACUGCAGGCGGGUGGAGACCUCUUCUACAUGUGCAACGGAGUGCGGAAAUCAACCAGUGCGUCGGGUGCACAAUUCUUCACUAAGUCAUUUCCCGGCGAUGACGCGGCCGUCCUGGCUCGGUCGAGCGGUGGGGAACCGGCAUCGCCACGCCAUCGAGCAGGCGCUGCGUCGAUGGCGUGGAGGACGACGCGGCGAUUCAGCACGAACGCGCGGUAAAAUUUUGAUUUCCACCCAGGUGCAACGUGCACAACUACAUGGCCGGGCGCAUCAAGGUCUACGAGAACGGCGCCCCUUUAAAUCCGGAGGACACGCCGGCCCUGCUGAAGGAACCUGAUGUAGUAUCAGAGUACGAUCAAUCUUGCGGCACUUUUGGAGUCGGCGACUACACGCGUAGUUCCGGGAAGUGCCCCGCCGAUGCCUUCAUCUGCACCGAGGGCGACGAGACGCCCGAGCAAUUACUAUUCGGAGAGUGCAUGUACGCGCUGGACUGCCACAUGCAGUACAACAUGAAAUCGAUCCUCGCGAAUAGCGACCCCAUCGUCACUUUUAUUCAUCAGAUGAUCCCGCACCACCAAAACGCGGUCAACAUGGCGAAAGCGCUUCUCAAAACGAACACCCUCGACGCUUCCGACGAAGGUGAUAGGGAGAUGGAGAACAUGAUGUGGGCGAUCAUCUGUGUGGAAAUCAACCGGUGCGUCGGGUGCACCCGACAAUUCUUCGCUAAGUCAUUUCUCGGCGAUGACGCGGCCGUGCUGGUUCCGUUCGAGCGGUGAGGAACCGGCAUCGCCACGCCAUCGAGCAGGCGUCGCGUCGAUGGCGUGGAGUUCGACGCGAACGCGCCGUAAAAUUAGAUUUCCACACAGGCCAUCAUCAACGGCCAAAACUUCCAGAUCCACCAGAUGCAGGACUACCUCGCGGAGAAGAGCUACGCGGAGUCGGACAUCUGCGAGGACUCGCCGUCGAUGGCGCCAAUCUUCGCGCCGACGCCGCGCCCAACGCCCUCGCCGACUGUGUCUCCGGGCAACCCGACGUCAGCGCCGGCGCCCGCGCCCACGACCGCCCCCGUGACUCCCGCGCCUGUCGCCCUCGCUGCCGCCGCCGAGAUCAUGCCGGCCGCAUCUUCAUCAUCAUCGUCGGGCAGCUCCGACACGAUCACGACGACGGCCUCGGGCAACAUCAUCGCGACGAUCUGCGUCGUCGCUGCCGUGCUUAUUGUUGGGGCGUUCGUCGCGGGGCGCCGGAGCGUCAAGACCCCGGCGCCGGCCCGCGAGUACUUCGGCGAGUCGGGCCGCGACGCUGUCGAGACCGACAAGGUCUAGCUCACUUCUACUGCUUGAACUGCUUGAUGCUCCUCGAUCGCCCACGUCGGAGGAAGCUCGCUCUUUUAACUUGGCUGGUUGUGUUUUUUUUCGAGCCUGAGCCUUGUGCAAUAGGGUACGUCACGCAAGUCGUCACGCCGGCGGCCGCCGAACUCCGGACGAGGGGGAACACGAUGCGCGUACAGUGGCGGCUCUGAGUCGUGGCGGUCCUAGGACUCCGGGAGACUGCGGGUCGUCGAUUUAUCGGCGGCGGGCGUUUUUGUUUGGUAAAAACCCGUUUUGUGAAGAAUACACAAAUCGACUGCAAACGCCGUCCACGCCUCAAGUACCACUCUCUGACCCCUGCAUGCGUCGCUAUGCGUUCUCUGCUUGGCAUUUCGCGGAGGCCUCUGCGAGGCUCACAAAGCGGCUUGGGGCCGCCGCCGCAUUUGUCUAGGACCGCCGUGGGCGUAUAUUUAACAUAGCAGGACUCAUCAGUCCUUGCCUUUAAGCCGCCUGCUGCAGCACCAGCGCCUGCGCGCGCCGCCGCCGCGGGCGACCCGAAUUUAACAGAGAGAGCGGUCUCCCGCUCCGGCCGCGCUUACGCCAACGCAGCGCGCGCCGCACGCGAGCGACCGAAAGAGCGCAACAACC
This is a messenger RNA of Pelagomonas calceolata, 3774 nucleotides long. Lineage: Eukaryota; Pelagophyceae; Pelagomonadales; Pelagomonadaceae. The record is from the annotation of a GenBank genome assembly.